AUGGUUGCCUUUUUGCUUCCGAUAUUGCUCAUUCUGGUCUGCCAGGUCUUGGGCAUAAAUGACUUCAAUUCAGAUCCAGAUAUUGUGAAUGCAUCUCUGCAGUUCCAAAAGCUAUCUCAUAACGCUUUGAAAACCUCCCUAAAUACGGUUAUCGAAGAGGCUUCGAGAGAUAGGAAUAGCAAUUGCACGUUGGAGACACUUCGAGUUCGGCGAAAUUGGAAAGCCUUCACUAAAACAGAGAAGAGAUCCUAUAUCGAAGCUUUCCUAUGUUUGACCGAGAUACCUACUAUUACGCCACGGUAUCUAGCUCCUGGGACUAGAUCACGAUUUGAUGAUUUUGUCGCUGUUCACAUCAAUCAAUCGUACCACAUUCAUCGAGAUGGAUUGUUCUUCGCAUGGCAUCGGUAUUUUAUUUGGGAGCAUGAACAGGCUUUACGGAAUGAAUGCAACUAUACCGGAGACUAUCCGUACUGGGACUGGGCCGCAGAUGCCAAUGACCUUGAGAAAUCUGAAGUCUUCGACGGCAGCGACACCUCCCUCUCAGGAGAUGGAGUCUAUAUUCCCAACGAGCCCGACAUUGGCGCCAGAUUACCAGGCAACUAUCCACCUCUAUGGCUUCCCCCGGGCACAGGAGGAGGCUGCGUCACAAGUGGACCCUUCGUAAACCUCACCGUCAAUCUAGGACCGUCAUUCUUAGCCGUCUCUGGCGACAAUAUCACUCGUGCAUCAAACCCGCUAGAUUAUAAUCCGCGAUGUCUAAAGCGGGACCUCACCACAUCCAUUUUACAGAUGUAUGUCAACUAUACGUCGAUUAUGUAUUUGCUUGAUGAAAGCCAUAUCAUCUGGGAACUGGAAGAUGGGAUACAAGGCAGUCCCAUUGGAGUCGGACUUCAUGGCGGAGGCCAUUACUGUAUGGGUGGUGAUCCAGGCCGUGAUACAGAUGCUAGUGCUGGGGACCCGGCGUUCUAUCAUCAUCAUUCGAUGAUAGAUCGGGUCUGGUGGAUUUGGCAGAAUAUGGAUUGGAAGGUUCGGCGAAAUGCUAUUUCGGGAACCAGUACAUUUAUGGAUACGCCUCAUUCGCCAAAUGUUACGCUUGAUUAUCCUCUGGAUCUGGAGUAUGCUAAUCGAAAUCGGGGACCGGUUCAUCUAAGAGAUAUUAUGAGUACAACUAGUGGGCCGUUCUGUUAUGUUUAUUUGUGA
Molecule: messenger RNA, 1200 nt
Organism: Penicillium angulare
Lineage: Eukaryota; Fungi; Ascomycota; Eurotiomycetes; Eurotiales; Aspergillaceae
Product: tyrosinase family protein
Exons: 3
Coding region: 1-1200 (399 amino acids)
Molecular function (GO): oxidoreductase activity
Source: RefSeq, a predicted model, not a curated record